AUGGCCGGAGUUAACAGUAGAACUAGGGAUCGAGAAAGAACACUGGUAACCAUUUCUCUGCUUUCUUUCUUAUCAUUCUGAUUUUCAUAACAGACGGCAACCACAGCCGUCGCAGUGGUAGUGAGUGGAUGCUCCGGAAAGGUACUUCGAUGUCGAGGCUGGGGCUCCAUUUACUCUACCUUGAAGCCGGGAGACUGCUGAGCUGAUUCCCUAUACCUAGAAGACGUAUAAUUUUUAUUCCGUUUUCUGCACGGUUUUUCUAUGUACUGCUAGUUCUGUUCCCUUUGGUGGGCGAACACGUUUUGCUUCUCGAUACAGUUCGUUGUGUUUUUGUAAGAUGCCGGGUGAAUUGUAUUACGAACUCGCAUGGUUUUAGCUCCUAUUGGCUGAGGACCGGAGAAGGUCUACUGGUUUUAUUGCGCUUUAAAACGACGUUCGUUUAUUGUCAAGGGAAGAAUUGUUUUGAGCGUUCAUUCUCCAAAAAUGUACGUGUCACCGCUGCUGUUCCGAAUGGGGGAUCUCAGCAUUUCAUGAAAUAGUAUUUCGUGUGCGCGUUAAAAUGGUUUAGCUCAUUCUCCAUGAAAUGGUUUUAGCUCAUUCUUCAACUUAACGAACGUAUUUCUUGGCUUUAAAAACUCUGCUGUAAUGCGUCAGGAUUUUGACGGAUUCUUGAAUAACCUACAAGAUUGGGAUGCCCUUAAGGUUGGAGACGGCGCGUCAAAGACCGCUAAAAUAUACAAGCAAGGAGUAAGUAAAUGUCUUUAAAAUUUCUUGAAGUAAUUGUUGCCUGUGAUAGGUAUACAUCCCAUUUCGUUUGUUGGUUGUUUCAUGUCAGAAUCUAAAAAACUUGUUUCAACCUGAAAUCCGUUCGUCAUUUUAAGCCGCAACCAUGCAUGCUCUCAGAACCAAUGUAUUGCGAUGAAUUUAUUACAUCAUACAUUAUUGAUUUCAAGGGUUGAAUGAUGUUGUCUCUUCUCUUAUACUGAGAAAUGUAAUAAACUUAGAAAAGGACAAAAAAAAGAAGGAAAGACGGGCAUAUGUUAUGAUUUACUAUCAUACAUUUACCAGAGGGGCAUUUUUUCUUAGGUUUCAUGUGACUAGGCUGGGACGAUUGCUAGGUUACAGUUGAAACACUGAUCUCACUAUAUGCAUCAGGCCUCUUAUGGGAUUCUGCUAACAGCAGUUCAGGCAUCAGCGCACCACGAGUUAGGAAAGGAUUCAAGAGUUGAUUUCUAGUAGGACCUCUAAUUUCAAAUUCGUUUUCUAAUCAUAUUUCUAGUCAGAAAUUUGUCUUUUUUAGAUAUAUGAUAAACUUGUAUCUUAUUCAUCUCGAGAUUUGUCUGGACAAAACAAUAAAACCAUGAUAGCACAGGCUUUUAGUGGGUCCCGCGCAGCAUAUGACUCUGACAACCCGUUCAAGGUAUUCAUGUAACUAUUGUUGUGAAAAGUGGUUUCAAAGAUUUAUUUAUUCAUUUUGAUUUUGUAAAAUGAAUAACUAUGUCUUCAAGGACAUGGGCUCUGUCACUAUUUUUCUCUCUUACCACACAUGCCAUGUGUUGUAGCCCCCUUAGAAGGAGUUCCAAUGAGAUUAGGUCAGCUGUUGUAAUAAUACUUGCUUGUACGAAAAGUUUCACCGUAAAUUUUAGAAAAAAAAGAAGAAGGUUCACCAGAGGCAAAGUAAACAAAAAUAAGCAAUGCAUCCAGUGGCAAUUUUGGUCCAAUUCUUGUACUCCGUAUUAAGAAGAGGGCUUUCUUUGGUUGUAAAGGACGAAGGCUUGCCUUCUGAUGGUUGGAAGAUCAUUGCCUUUUUGGAGGACAAAGAGAACUUGACGGUAUAUUCUGAGUACCCUUCUUUACUUGUACGACUUAGAUGUCUUUUAUUUAUCGGAAAAAGUGAUUUAAUUUACGGGAUUUGGUAUGACACAUAUGAGAUUGAAAGCCUCUAGCCUGCGUGGAUGAUGGUAGUUUCUGUGGAGCCGCAUGAUCUGUCUUUUUUAUUAACCACUGAAUAUGUAAAAAUUCUCCAUCCUAUGUUGUUUUAUCCAUGCAUAGAUAUGCUUUUAUGGUGAAAUGAGCGAUUGGGUAAUGGGUCUUGAUUUGAACCCUUGUUUGCAUAUUUCAUAGGUUAUCUCUCCAAAUUCAGGAAAGGAAGUCAGAGCGCAAAGAAAAGUUUCUCCAACUGAAGUCAAGAAGCAGACUCCCCGGGUCUCAGAAAUUUCUCCCAAAGGCAUUCACGAAGCUUACAGAAAUUUCAGCAGUUCUGAUGCAACAGAAUACAUAUCUUCUCACUUGUUAUAUGAGGAAUCUUUCCCAACAGCAGCUUCAGAAAAGGAGCUAGUAGGGUUUCCAUUCUUCUCUUGUUAUUUACAAUGGACAGUUGGGAAUAUGCUCUGCUGGUCUAAGGGUUUGGAAAUAAACAUAUUUUUCCCCUUUUAUUUCCUUUCCAGGGAAAUGAACACUUCAAGCAGAGAAAUUUUUCUAAGGCAAUUGAAUGCUACUCCAGAAGUAUCGCGCUGUCACCAAGUUCAGUAGCAUUUGCAAAUAGAGCAAUGUCAUAUCUCAAAUUGAAAAGGUGAGUAUUAUUUAUAACUGUUUCUACAAUUCAUUCAAUUAUUAUCUUGCAUGAGAAAAGCCUUUGGACUUGAUGAUUUGGGGCUAGCACUAAUAAAAGUAAUGAAUGGUUCGAAUGCCUGGAUCGAAUUCAUGUGAACAAAUAAAUGUCCCAACAUUCUUUGAUGUAUUAGAGAGAAUGACACUGCUUGCCACGUGGCGAAUAAUGAGGCUGUUCUGUUUCUUCCAGGGGGGGUAUUCUCAUCAAUUAGCUUAUCGGGGCUCACCUAGUGUUCAACUGAAAAUCUUUCCUAGAAUUUGAUUCAGAUUGCACGAGUUGUGUAAAUUUGUCCCGUGGCAGUGUUAUGAAAAAAGAAAAACUCGAGGAUUGAAGUGUGAUGCUUGUUUUUUCAUUGUGUGAAUCCAAACUUCACGUACCUUCUUAUCUUUCAUAAUUUUCCGUUUUCAUCUUACUCAUUUCCUUAAACUGUUGUGCUCUGUCUCUCCGCUCUUCUCAGUAUCAGCCAUCCUUAUGCCUCUUCUUCUUCCUAUAACAUCUCUAUGAUUCAUGCCCCAACUACAUACACAUCUCUUUGAAGCACACCCACUCCGAGACACCGUAGACACAGGAAACAGACCGAGCUCCAUGUUAAUAAGAGGAGGGAAAAAGAACUCACCCCAGCCAAACUCUAGCUGCGGGGGGUAAUUUCUGGCACUGCGUUCUGCUGCUUGAGCCCUGUUUUGUGCAAUCAUCUAGAAUUCCCAGUGCUGCUGUGAUGAUAGUUUGUCUUCUACAUUUAUUACUCCCAGACACUAAUUUUUGGCCUUUUCAACUGUUGCCGUUCCUUCAGCUAUUUCUGUUCAGCAUGAAUGGAUUACACUGUUGGUAGAAUUGUGUGUCCCUGCAGAGCCGUCAGUUCCCUGUUUAGCCAAAGUCAUUGUAUGCAAGUAGAUUAUUUUCUCCAUGUUAGUAGCACAAAUACGGUGCAAUUAUAUAUGGUUUAUUUCGUAUCCACAUCAUAUUAAUAUUUGUAUGAAUGUAAUGGAACACUGCUCCAAGAAAACAGCCUUCUAAAAGGCUUCACAUUUUUCUCCGAUGCAUUGAAAGAAUCAUAGUUUUCUAAGUGCCAGUAAUAAUUAUGACCAAUUUUACUUUUAUUCAGUUUCUAAGACAGCAAAAAGUCAGCAUGAGAUUUCAGAUAGUUGCCAUUAAAUCAUUUUUUGUGCCCUCUUGCAAUAACGCCAUGAGAAGAUAUGGUAUUUCAUUUUUUUGUGACUAGAGUCCAUAUUUUGUUUACACAAGCAACUUGCUUUUGCUUAUUUGCUGAAGAUGGUUGAACAUUAUGUUAAGAAUGAUCUUUUUCUGUUUCCUUUUCUGGGACGCUUCCAGGUAUUUUUGUUUUUCACUCUGUGAUUGCUUUUGAAUUGAUUUUCUUGCUGCUAGAUACGAAGAAGCUGAGGUUGACUGCACAGAAGCCUUAAAUCUAGAUGAUAGAUACGUCAAAGCAUACUCUAGGCGAGCGACAGCCAGGAAAGAACUUGGGAAACUUAAAUCAUCCCUUGAAGGUUGUGCAUAUGAUCAUUCGGGCAUCCUACUUUUAAUCAUAAUUUAACAAAUUUCGCUGUUGUAUCAAGCUUUUGUUGACGACUUGUAAAUUGCAGAUUCUGAGUUUGCAUUGAGGCUCGAGCCCAACAAUCAAGAGCUCAGGAAACUGUAUACUGAGACAAAAGCACUCUAUGAUGAGGUGAAUCAUGGUUUCUGAUUCGUGUGCGGACAUGUUGAUGCUUCAUGGUUUCUGAUUCAGUGGUUAGCUGUUCUUAAACAUAGAUUACAGUUGUGGCUUAAAGCUAAUGAUAGCUAUUGCCGAGAUAAGGCCGCUGUCCUUUGAUUUCAUUUAAGAGACUGACACUGUGCGUGUAUGCGUUCUCUUGUAUUUUACUAUCUUUAAGUACGAAUGACUGCUACUUCUUCAGUCUCUUUAUUUUGGAUUCUUCGUGUGUCAACUGGGUCAUUGCCUCUUCAAACCUUAUUCUACUAGAAAGAUUUAUAUGUAAUUAUCGUAUGAAUUUAACACAGGAAGUUGCCAAAAAGGUAUCUGGUGCAGUGAAAAGCACCAGUAAACGAAUUCUAGAGGACAGGAUUUCGGAGAUUGGAAAUGGAAGUGCUGCUGCUGUCGACUACAUCCCAAGUAACUCACAGAAGAUUACACCAACUGCUGAUCUUUCCAACAAUGAGGUAUCUCCAAUCCUUGAACACCGAUUUCCAUAAGUUUUGGUCCUUUUAGUUUACUUCUCUUCUCGAAGGCAUGCUACAUUUGUAGAAUCUUGCCAGGUAUCGUAAAUCUUGUAGCAACUCGACCUGAUGGUCGAUGGGAGAUGUUGUCUAUCCUGCAUGCUAUUGGAUGAGAAUUACUCAAAACAGGCUUUAGAAUCUGUAUAUUGGGGAUUUUUUUUGUUGCAAGGGCCAUCCAUCCUUUUUCCAUCCCAUCUUUCUUAAGCAUUGUCUAGUAUUUAUGGAAAGGUUAUCACUUGAUGUCUUUCAUGGUUAUUCUGGACAGGUAACAUUGGAUUUUUCCCCGUUAGAUCUCGUGUGAAAUUCAGUUAACUUGUGGAAUUUACUGACUUUUUUGGGAAGCAUAUUAUCCUCACAAAAGUUUCUGUAGUUUCAAUAUCAAUUUUGUUUCCGAAAAAUAACAAGAUCGAGUCAUCUUCAAUCUCGAGGUAUCUCGUCUUUUAUUCUCUGGUGAUGCCACGGCACCUAUUUCUCUUCUUGGCAUGGGAAUGCUAAGAGAGGAGCACACGCUUUAUUAGCCUGGGGCAUGAUCAUUUCUCAACCCUCUAACAAUAGACCUGUUAACCACAGAGUCUGAAGAAUUUUUGUUGACUUUGUUGAUCUCAAGCAGAGAAAAAUUGUCAAGAAGCAGGGGCAGAAGCCACUCGCACACGAGCUUGCCUCUCGUGCUGCCUCCCUCGCCACAAGUGCUAUUCCUACGAGAAUCACUACCCCAAGAACAGCCUAUGAACUUGAGGUCUCCUGGAGGCUUCUCUCUGGCGACUCUCAGAAGCAGACGAAGUUAUUAAAGGUUAUCUUUUUAAAAUAUUUCUCCCUUGCCCGAAUCUUAUAAUUUUAUCUUUCCAUGGUCUUAUUUUAUAUUCUCCUCUGGGCCAGAGCAUCCCCCCCGGUUCUUUACCUCAACUGUUUAAGAAUGCGCUCUCUGCUCGGAUGCUGAUUGAGAUCAUCAGGACAACCUCGACAUUCUUCAAGUGUGCCCUCUGUCUCCUUGCUUGGCUCCGCAUGUGAUCACCGUCUGUUUCUGAGUCAUAGCUGUUGCAGGGAGGAGAUGGAGCUGGCCGUCAGUAUUUUAGAUAAUCUAACCAAGGUCCCAAGAUUUGACAUGAUCAUAAUGUGUCUCUCUGCACCAGAUCGAGCUGGUACCUCCUUUAAAUCCUUUUAAUUGCGCAUUGAAAUCUGUCACACAGCGUCGUUUAAUUUUUUAAUUAGUAAAAAAACCCAGAUUAAGCCCACGCCUCAGCUUUGCUGUUCUUGUCCAUGGGGACCCAACACUCCCGUUUCCUGUGGUUCCUCGUCCCUGGAAUGGGAAGAACUGUGGAUCGGACAACUUCCAGCCUUUUUAAUACUUUUUCCUCCUGUAAAUGAUGUUCAUUAAUAGCUGACGAAUGGCUGUAGCUACUGAGACUCGUCCUUGUUCGAUCAGAUCUCCGCAGGAUAUGGGAUGAAGUCUUCUCCGGCGACGCCGCCCCCUAUGAACACGCCGAGGCGUUUGCUCGGCUACGACGCCGGUACUGCACCGGGGUUUGA
Messenger RNA from Spirodela intermedia, 6370 nucleotides. NCBI's taxonomy places the organism in Eukaryota, Viridiplantae, Streptophyta, Magnoliopsida, Alismatales, Araceae. The record is from the annotation of a GenBank genome assembly.